This is a messenger RNA of Triplophysa rosa, 4891 nucleotides long. It is a transcript of the gene gria2a, whose product is annotated as glutamate receptor, ionotropic, AMPA 2a. Bases 249 to 3005 code for a protein of 918 amino acids. Gene Ontology annotation, molecular function: AMPA glutamate receptor activity; transmitter-gated monoatomic ion channel activity involved in regulation of postsynaptic membrane potential. Gene Ontology annotation, cellular component: plasma membrane; AMPA glutamate receptor complex; postsynaptic membrane. Gene Ontology annotation, biological process: monoatomic ion transport; synaptic transmission, glutamatergic; modulation of chemical synaptic transmission. The record is from RefSeq and is a predicted model, not a curated record. The transcript is spliced from 16 exons. NCBI's taxonomy places the organism in Eukaryota, Metazoa, Chordata, Actinopteri, Cypriniformes, Nemacheilidae.
UUCAUCAGUAUUCUUAACGUGUUCGCUGAGUUGAAACGAUUCUCGGGGACGGAGCCGCAAAGGAGGAGGGCAAGACUCCCGCAUCAUCUCUCCAUCACCACUACCGCGGUACCGGAGCUGAUUUUUAACGAGAGCAUCUGCGUUUUUUUUUAAGUCGUUUAUUUUAACAUGUGUCGAUUGUAUAUGCUGUCGGGUGUUUUGUGAACAGUGCCCGUUUGGUGGAUGUGGUCGUGGAUAAGGUGAAAACGAUGAUUUUGUCGGGUUUCCUCUUCCCCGCGUUAUGGGGACUGGCGCUCGGCGGAUCUCCAGGCGUCCAAAUCGGUGGCUUGUUCCCCAGAGGAGCAGAUCAAGAAUACAGCGCGUUUCGGAUUGGAAUGGAUCAGUUCAGCACGGCCGAAUUCCGCCUCACUCCUCACAUUGAUAACCUAGAUGUGGCCAACAGCUUCGCCAUAACGAAUUGCUUUUGCUCCCAGUUUUCCAGAGGAGUGUAUGCUAUUUUCGGCUUCUACGACAAGAAGUCAGUGAACACCAUCACGUCAUUCUGCGAGACGCUGCACGUGUCCUUCAUCACGCCCAGUUUUCCAGCCGAUGGGCUCAACCAGUUUGUUCUCCAGAUGAGACCUGAUAUCAAAGGUCCUCUCAUCAGCCUUGUGGAGUAUUACAAGUGGGAGAAGUUUGCCUAUCUGUACGACAGCGACAGAGGUCUCUCUACCCUGCAGGCAGUUCUGGAUACAGCAGCAGAGAGGAAAUGGCAGGUAACAGCCAUAAAUGUUGGGAACUUGAAAGAUGAGUGGAAAGACGAGGCAUAUCGCUCCCUUUUUCAAGACCUCGAGAACAAGAAAGAGAGGAGAGUGAUUUUAGACUGUGAACAGGACAAAGUCAAGGACAUUAUGGAACAGGUCAUUACGAUUGGUCGACACGUGAAAGGAUAUCAUUACAUCAUUGCCAAUUUCGGCUUUGUGGAUGGGGAUUUGUCCAAGAUUCAGUACGGGGGUGCGAAUGUAUCUGGAUUUCAAAUUGUGGAUUUUGAUGACCCGCUUGUUGCUAAAUUUGACCAGCGCUGGGAGGCGCUUGAGGAGAAGGAGUAUCCUGGAGCUGACAACAGAAUCAGGUACACUUCCGCUCUCACAUAUGAUGCUGUGCAAGUAAUGACAGAGGCCUUCCGCUUUCUGCAUAAACAAAGAAUUGACAUCAGUCGCCGUGGCAACAACGGAGACUGUCUGGCCAAUCCUGCGGUACCGUGGGCACAGGGGGUGGAGAUAGAGCGUGCUCUCAAACAGGUGCGUGUGGAUGGAUUGACAGGAAAUAUUCAGUUCGAUCAGUACGGCAGGAGGGUGAAUUACACAGUCAAUGUCAUGGAGCUGAAACAUAGUGGCCCUGUGAAGAUUGGUUACUGGAAUGAGGUGGACAAAAUGGCAGUCACAAAAUCUGACCUUUUCCCCAACGACACCAUGGGAAUGGAGAAUAAAACUGUUGUUGUGACAACAAUCUUGGAGGCACCGUACGUAAUGUUGAAAAAAAAUUCAGAGUUAUUCACCGACAAUGAACGUUAUGAGGGAUACUGUGUGGACCUGGCCGCUGAGAUUGCAAAGCAUUGUGGGUUUAAGUACCAGCUGAGGAUUGUGGCAGAUGGGAAAUAUGGUGCACGUGAUGCAGAGACCAAGAUCUGGAAUGGCAUGGUUGGGGAGCUGGUGUAUGGGAAAGCAGACAUCGCUGUUGCUCCUUUAACCAUCACUUUGGUCCGAGAGGAGGUGAUCGACUUCUCCAAACCUUUCAUGAGUCUGGGCAUAUCCAUUAUGAUCAAGAAACCGCAGAAAUCCAAACCAGGCGUCUUCUCUUUCCUGGACCCGUUGGCCUACGAGAUCUGGAUGUGCAUUGUAUUCGCCUACAUUGGAGUUAGCGUUGUGCUUUUCCUUGUUAGCCGCUUCAGCCCUUACGAGUGGCACACUGAGGAGUUUGAGGAUGGGCAGCUGGGCCCUAGCGAAUCAACAAACGAAUUUGGCAUCUUUAAUAGUCUGUGGUUUUCUCUGGGCGCUUUUAUGCAGCAGGGAUGCGAUAUUUCGCCAAGGUCUCUAUCUGGCCGUAUAGUUGGUGGUGUUUGGUGGUUUUUCACCCUCAUCAUCAUCUCUUCUUACACGGCUAACCUGGCUGCCUUCCUCACUGUGGAGAGGAUGGUUUCACCUAUUGAGAGUGCGGAAGAUCUGGCCAAACAGACUGAGAUUGCUUACGGGACACUGGAUGCAGGCUCCACCAAAGAGUUCUUUAGGAGAUCUAAGAUUGCUCUCUUUGACAAGAUGUGGCAGUACAUGAAGAGUGCGGAGCCUUCUGUAUUUGUCAAAAACACGGUGGAAGGCGUCCUGCGUGUCCGAAAGUCCAAAGGCAAAUACGCUUACCUUCUGGAGUCCACCAUGAACGAGUACAUCGAGCAGCGCAAGCCAUGUGACACCAUGAAGGUUGGAGGGAACCUUGACUCUAAAGGCUACGGCAUCGCUACACCCAAGGGAUCUGCUUUAAGAAACGCGGUAAACCUUGCAGUGCUAAAACUGAACGAGCAGGGGCUUCUGGAUAAAUUGAAAAACAAAUGGUGGUACGACAAAGGAGAGUGCGGCAGCGGAGGCGGGGAGUCAAAGGAGAAGACUAGCGCCCUCAGCCUGAGUAAUGUUGCGGGGGUCUUCUACAUACUGGUGGGCGGUCUCGGGCUGGCCAUGCUGGUCGCUCUGGUGGAGUUCUGCUACAAGUCUCGCGCAGAGGCCAAGCGCAUGAAGGUUGCCAAGACUCAGGCUCUAAAUCCCUCCUCUUCCUCGCAGAAUUCUCAGAAUUUUGCUACUUAUAAGGAAGGGUACAACUUCACAGAUGCCAUGCGCAGUAAGGCCAGGUUGUCUAUAACGGGCAGUACAGGGGAGAACGGACGAGUGCUGACUCCAGACUUCUCUAAAGCCGUCCACGCUGUGCCGUACCUGAGACCUGGCAUGGCAAUGCCUCUGAGUGUGAGCAAGCUGUCCUGAGUGCCUUACACACACACACACACACACACACACACACACACACAGCAAGCAUGCUAUACCUCCACUUUCAUACACAUCCACACGUGUACAUAUUCUUACACAUCUACACACACAGACACAAUACACAAUACAGUAUAUAUAAAUAUACAUAAUGAUACUUCAUAUACAGUGUAUCUCAUUGACAUACCAUCUACACACAGGAUGACAGAUCUAUACGUGCAGUUGAAAUAUUUAUGCAUUGACACAGUGCAUUCAUAUUUUGACCAACUUUCAUGCGUAGAACAAACAUUUGCAUACACGUUAACAUGCUGAUAGGAGCACACAUAUAAAAAGGUACACAGGCACAUCGCUGUGUGUACAUAUGCAGACGCAGAUAUCCACAUUCCAUGUUUCUUGUUGUAUAUGUUUUACCCCUACUUUUUUAAAACUUUUUUUUUUGCAUUUUUAUGUUCUGGUUUUGAAGGGACAUGCACACUACAACGUAAUACAAACACAUAAUAUUACCCAAUUUCACUCAAUAACAAACAAGCAGACACACUCAUUGCUUCAGUUUUCACCGACUUCACAUUGUAAGUGAUGAUCGCAAUGCUGCACAGAGGAUCAACGUUACACAUUGAAAAUAAUUCCUGUGGGAGGACCUCCACACCAUAACAACGUGUUUUUGGAAUCUCUGAUUCUAAAGAACUCAAGCACACUUGAAACAUCCGCAUCAAAUGUGAUUUUGUUUACUCAACAUGACGAUAUAUAAAAAAAAUGUUGGACUAGAAUUAUUUCUUGUUAUAUGAGCUAUGUAAUAUAAAUGAUGUAUAUAAUUAUACUUUCGUUAAUUUGAUGUUAACGUUACUAUUAAAAUGCUUGAUCAAAAGAAAAAAAGAAAUGAUUUAAGUAGCUUUGUUUUGUUUUCACUGGUUUGGUCUGUUGAAAUGUGAUGUUUGGGUCUUCUUUUGGAUCACUGUGUUUUGAUCCUGUUUUCUUCUUGCCAAUGGACAAUGCAAGUAGUAGUUUUAUAAUUCUAUCCUUUAUUUUAAAAAAGUUAAAGAUAUUUAACUUUCUGCAUUUUACAAUUUAGAUGGUAUAUUGAAAGUGUAAUAUUGAUUGAGAUGGACUUUACAUGAUUAUAUAUACAGUAUAAUACCAGAAAAUGCCAAAUAUUGAUAUCUGCCAAAAUAUGUCGAGGCAUUUUAGAUGCGUUUGUUUAUAUUGUGGGUCUGUAUGGGGAAGUGUAAAGACUGAAUAACAGCUCCCUAUAUUUAAGGGUUUGUUAUUUAUCUCAUUUGUUUUGCUUCUUUUUUUCUUUUAAUAUCAAACACAUUGUACUUUAAAUGAGGUGCACUACAAUAUGCAGUUUUAACCGUGAAACGCAUGUCAACCUUUAGUUAUCUUUGUUUUUAUAAAAGCGAUGAGUAUAUCACUAAUAUUAGUUAACUAGGACUUUUAUUUACGUAGUCCAGUUAUGACCUAAAGACUAAGAAACGGAGACGAUUAUUACAGAUAGAUAUAUUGAUAAAGUAUAUGCCGAUCACCCUUUUCUAUGCCAUGCUGUGUAGCUGAAAUAUUGUUCAUUAGUUUUAUAUGUAUAUGUAUUCUACAUGUAAAUAGGAUCCAUUCAUGUGUAUACCUUAAAUCUUGGAUGAAACACCAGUACACAGAGACGCACACAAGAGGAUUCCUCACAUUGUACAUUUGGGAACAUAUUCAAGUUUUCAGUGCAAAACUUGAGCGUAUUACCAAGCUGACUCUCGCAUAAACGGACUCAUCGCAAGCAUCAGUACAGUUGGAAAGUCUGCCGUGGGAUGAGGUGAAGGACAUUUUUCUAAAUGGAAUGUGAACCGAUUGCUUUAUUUUUUGGAAAUUUUUGAAAUAAAUAGAGACUGAGAAUCCUCUAA